Messenger RNA from Austrofundulus limnaeus, 1693 nucleotides. It is a transcript of the gene pfas, whose product is annotated as phosphoribosylformylglycinamidine synthase. Gene Ontology annotation, biological process: 'de novo' IMP biosynthetic process. Gene Ontology annotation, cellular component: cytoplasm. NCBI's taxonomy places the organism in Eukaryota, Metazoa, Chordata, Actinopteri, Cyprinodontiformes, Rivulidae. Gene Ontology annotation, molecular function: phosphoribosylformylglycinamidine synthase activity. The record is from RefSeq and is a predicted model, not a curated record.
UGCUAUCAAAGGCACGAAACUUGAGUGCAUUUAUCCAAAAGACCCCUCCCAAGCAAGCCCAUAUGAGACACGACACUCGCUGAGACACGUCCUCUUCACUGCAGAGACACACAACUUCCCAACAGGUGUCGCCCCGUUCAGUGGUGCCACCACAGGGACCGGAGGACGUAUCAGAGAUGUUCAGAGUGCUGGAAGAGGAGGACAUGUCAUCGCUGGAACUGCAGGAUACUGCUUUGGAAAUCUGCAUAUACCAGGGUACCAUCUUCCCUGGGAGUCUGAAGGAGAGGGAUGGAAGUAUCCAUCCAGCUUCGCCCCUCCUCUACAGGUUGCCAUUGAGGCCAGCGAUGGAGCGUCAGACUAUGGCAACAAAUUUGGAGAACCUGUCCUGGCAGGUUUCGCUCGUUCCUUUGGCAUGCGACUGGCUAACGGGGAGCGACGGGAGUGGAUUAAGCCCAUCAUGUUCAGCGGUGGUCUCGGGUCUAUUGAAGACAUGCAUGUGAAGAAAUUGGAGGCUGAACCUGGUAUGGAGGUGGUGAAGAUCGGAGGACCGGUGUAUCGGAUUGGUGUAGGAGGAGGAGCGGCGUCUUCUGUUCAUAAAGGUGACCCUACACUGAGUGUGUUAGAGCUGUGGGGUGCAGAGUAUCAGGAGAGCAAUGCUCUUCUGCUGCGACCAUCAGACAAGUCCUUCCUGGAGAGGGUUUGUCAGAGGGAGAAGUGUCCUGUUGACUUUGUGGGACACAUCACAGGAGACGGAAAGAUUGUGCUGGUGGACGAUCAGGGAGGUGAACCGGCAGUCGGUGCGCGCCAUCCUGUCGACCUUCAACUGGAGUGGGUUCUGGGCAAAAUGCCACAGAAAGAAUUUAAGAUGGAUCGUCAGGCCCCGUGUCAUAAACCACUGAGUCUUCCUGUGGAUCUSACAGUAAAAGCCGCCCUGCAGCGAGUUUUACGUUUGCCCGCCGUCGCCUCCAAACGUUUCCUUACCAACAAGGUGGACCGGUCUGUGACUGGGUUGGUGGCCCAGCAGCAGUGCGUCGGCCCUCUUCACACCCCGCUGGCCGACGUGGCGGUGGUUGCUUUGUCUCCGUUUGGCCUGGAAGGAGCAGCGACCGCCAUCGGGGAGCAGCCGAUCAAAGGGCUGCUGUGUCCCGCAGCGGGGGCUCGCAUGGCUGUCGGAGAGGCUCUGACCAAUCUGGUGUUUGCCAGGGUCACAGCCCUGAAGAUCGUCUGCUCAGUGCAGGACAUGACGUCAGUGAUGGAGGCCUCAUUUCCUGUCUGUUGGAAAUGGCGUUUGCAGGAAACCGUGGCGUCGAUGUUGAGUUGUCGUCCGGAGGAUURGGAGUCAUGGAGGUGCUGUUCAGCGAGGAGCUGGGUUUGAUUCUGGAGGUUUCUCAGCCUGAUCUGGAAAGAGUUUGUCAGAGUUACAGUGGUGCAGGCGUGCCAUGCCAUGUUAUUGGAAGAACCUGUGGAUUUGGACCAGAAGCAACGAUCAGAAUCCAGGUGGAUGGAGAGGAGGUUCUGUGUGAGUCACUGCCUGAGCUCAGAGCAGUUUGGGAGGAGACCAGCUUUCAGCUGGAGCUCCUUCAAGCCAAUGAGCUGUGUGUGAACCAGGAAAAGGAUGGACUUUCCAAGAGAACACAACCGUAUUUCAAACUGACCUUUGACUCUUCUGAAACACRCACCAUCCACCAGCUGG